Thlaspi arvense is the source of this 2934-nucleotide messenger RNA. The record is from the annotation of a GenBank genome assembly. Lineage: Eukaryota; Viridiplantae; Streptophyta; Magnoliopsida; Brassicales; Brassicaceae.
AUGGUAACUUCUGGCGAAAUCUCUAAGCUCCAUUUCUUCUUCUUCCCUUUCAUGGCUCACGGCCACAUGAUCCCAACUCUUGACAUGGCCAAGCUUUUCGCCACCAAAGGUGCUAAAUCCACGAUCCUCACUACACCCCUCAACGCCAACCUCUUCGAGAAACCCAUCAAAUCAUUCAACCAUCAGAACCCGGAGCUCGAAGACAUCACCAUCCAGAUCCUCGAUUUCCCUUGCACAGAGCUCGGUUUGCCCGAAGGAUGCGAGAACACCGAUUUCAUCUACUCUAGCCCUGACCUAAGCAAAGGUGACUUGAAUCUUAAGUUUUUACUCUCAAUGACAUACUUCAAAGAGCAACUAGACCAGCUCCUCGAGACAGUCAGACCAGACUGUCUCGUCGCCAACAUGUUCUUCCCUUGGGCGACUGAAGUCGCUGAGAAGUAUAACGUACCGAGACUUGUGUUCCACGGCACAGGCUACUUCUCUUUAUGUGCUUCUCAUUGCUUAAGGCUGCACAAGCCUUACAAGAACGCAGCCUCCAGUAGUGAGCCUUUUGUGAUUCCUGAUCUCCCAGGAGACAUUGUGAUUACAGAGGAACAGGUCAUAGAGAAAGAGGAAGAGUCUGUGAUGGGGAAGUUCAUGAAGGGAAUGAGAGAAUCAGAGAGAAACAGCUUUGGUGUGUUGGUGAACAGCUUCUACGACCUUGAACCUGCUUAUUCCGAUUUCUUCAAGAUCUCCGUGGCGCAAAGGGCUUGGGAUAUAGGUCCGCUUUCUUUAGGCAACAGAGAAUUCAAGGAGAAAGCAGAGAGGGGUAAAAAGGCGAGCAUCGAUGAGCACGAAUGUUUGAAAUGGCUCGAUUCCAAGAAACCUGAUUCAGUGAUUUACAUCUCCUUUGGAAGCAUGUCGAGCUUCACCAACGAGCAGCUGAUAGAGAUUGCAGCUGGUUUAGAAAUGUCAGGACAUGGUUUUGUAUGGGUGGUUAGCAAAAAUGGCAGCCAAGGUGAGAAGGAAGAGUGGUUACCAGAAGGGUUCGAAGAGAAGACGAAAGGAGAAGGAUUGAUAAUACGAGGGUGGGCGCCGCAAGUGCUGAUACUAGACCACCAAGCCAUUGGAGGAUUCUUGACGCAUUGUGGAUGGAACUCGCUGCUAGAAGGAGUAGCAUCGGGCCUGCCGAUGGUUACAUGGCCCGUGGGAGCCGAGCAGUUCUACAACGAGAAAUUGGUAACACAAGUGUUGAAGACAGGAGUGAGUGUGGGAGUGAAGAAGAUGUCGAGAGUCGUUGGAGAUUUCAUUAGCAGAGAUAAAGUGGACAGAGCGGUAAGAGAAGUGAUGGCUGGAGAAGAGAGGAGGAAACGGGCGAAGGAGCUAGCGGAAAUGGCGAAAGACGCAGUUAAAGAAGGAGGGUCUUCGGAUUUGGAGUUGGAUAGGUUGAUGGAAGAGAUUAAGUUGGUUAAGUUGCAAAAUGAAAAGGACCAACGCCAAACAAACAUGAGUAGUGAUCCUCGUCACAAGCUCCAUGUUAUGUUCUUCCCUUUCAUGGCUUAUGGCCACAUUAUACCAACUCUAGACAUGGCUAAGCUUUUCUCUACCAGAGGAGCCAAAUCCACAAUCAUCACCACACCUCUCAACUCCAAGAUCCUCCAAAAGCCCAUCGACCUAUUCAAGAACCUGAACCCGAGUCUCGAAAUCGACAUCCACAUCUUCGAUUUCCCUUGCGUGGAGCUCGGGUUACCAGAAGGAUGCGAGAACGUCGAUUUCUUCACCGCAAACAACAAUGAAGACAGAGAGUACAUAACCUUAAAGUUCUUUUUGUCGACAAGGUUUUUCAAAGACCAGCUUGAGAAACUCCUCGAGAAAACAAGGCCGGACUGUCUUAUCGCCGACAUGUUCUUCCCAUGGGCUACCGAAGCUGCUGACAAGUGCCAUGUGCCAAGACUUGUGUUCCACGGCACUGGCUACUUCUCUUUAUGCGCUGGUUAUUGCAUCAAAGUUCACAAACCACAGAACAGAGUAGCUUCGAGCUGUGAGCCAUUUCUGAUCCCUGAUCUCCCUGGGGACAUAGUGAUAACUCAAGAACAGAUCAUUGACGGCGACAACGAAUCCGGGAUGGGGAAGUUUAUGAUCGAGGUGAGAGAAUCAGAAGUGAAGAGCUCAGGUGUUGUUGUGAACAGCUUCUACGAGCUUGAAUCUGAUUACGCAGAUUUUUACAAGAGAUUCGUGGCGAAAAGAGCGUGGCAUAUCGGUCCCCUCUCUGUUAUAAACAGAGGAUUUGAGGAGAAGGCUGAGAGAGGAAAGAAAGCGAGUAUCGAUGAGGCCGAGUGCCUCAAAUGGCUUGACUCCAAGAAACCAGAUUCAGUCAUUUACAUUUCGUUUGGGAGCGUGGCUUCCUUCAAGAACGAGCAGCUGAUAGAGAUCGCUGCGGGUUUAGAAGCUUCUGGUAUAAAUUUCAUCUGGGUUGUUAGGAAAAACACAGAUGAGAAAGAAGAAUGGUUACCAGAAGGGAUGGAGGAGAGGACGAAAGGGAAAGGGAUGAUAAUAAGAGGAUGGGCUCCACAGGUGCUGAUACUUGAGCACCAAGCAACCGGAGGGUUCGUGACCCAUUGCGGUUGGAACUCGCUUCUUGAAGGAGUGGCUGCAGGGUUGCAGAUGGUGACGUGGCCGAUUGGAGCGGAGCAAUUCUACAACGAGAAGUUGGUUACACAAGUGCUCAGGACGGGAGUGAGCGUGGGAGCCACAAAGCAUGUAAAAGUUAUGGAAGAUUUCAUAAUUGGCAGAGAGAAAGUAGAGAAGGCUGUGAGAGAGGUGUUGCUUGGGGAAGAGGCGGAGGAGAGGCGCACACGGGCAAAGAAAAUGGCGGAGAUGGCUAAAGCCGCCGUGGAAGAAGGAGGGUCUUCUUUUAACGAUCUAAACAACUUCAUUCAAGAGUUUAGCCCAUAA